Molecule: messenger RNA, 1771 nt
Organism: Myxocyprinus asiaticus (Chinese sucker)
Lineage: Eukaryota; Metazoa; Chordata; Actinopteri; Cypriniformes; Catostomidae
Product: kxDL motif-containing protein 1-like
Exons: 5
Coding region: 193-738 (181 amino acids)
Biological process (GO): lysosome localization
Cellular component (GO): BORC complex
Source: RefSeq, a predicted model, not a curated record
AUCACAACAAAAAUGUCAGCCUGCUCUCCGGUGGGCUAACAAAACCCCAUGUUUUGAAUUUAUUUCCAUCGUUCUACAAUUAUAAAACAAAACAAAAAAAUUAGCAUUUUCGUCUUAACCUUUCCGAAGUGUGCAGCUGAUAAAAGUAUUUUUUAAACAACCCAAUUUAGUAGAUUAUUCAUACAUAUCAUCAUGGAGCCAACGGCCUCUGGGAUAUUUUGCAACAGGAUGCUUAGCAUGGUGAACUCUGAGGAUGUGAACGCGAUCAUUCAAGCUCAGAGACACAUGUUGGACCGAUUUGAGAAGACCAAUGAGAUGCUGAUCAACUUUAACGGGCUGUCCAAUGUGCGCUUACAACAGAUGAAUGAACACUUUCUAACGCACACACGUACUUUAAUUGAGAUGAAGAAAGACUUGGACAGCAUCUUUAGACGAAUAAGGACUUUAAAAGGCAAGAUUGCAAAGCAAUAUCCUGAAGCCUUUAGCAAUAUCAAUGAGUGUUCCAACUUGGAGGGUGAUGAUGAUGACCCCAUCCCUCCCAGCAUGGCUACCACCAUCACUACCACCGCAACAUCAGAACGGAGCACUGAGUCAUGUGAUACAAGCCCUGAUGUAAUAUCUCCCACCAUUAGCUGCUGCUCUGAAGACCCCUCUCAGGAGAACAUCGGCACACCAACCUCCGACAGUCCUGAACACGCUGUAUUACGGGACGAGGGUCCAGAUUCAGCACAGUUCUAGAUUUGUGUUUCUGAUACCAUGUGUUUACUCCAUCCAGAUGCCUCUUAAAAGUGGGAUGAAGCUUUCAGAGCCGUAGCCUUGUAGGCAGUGCUCUGACAUAUGGAGCAGUAGCAUGCCGGUUGACCCGAGUUUGAGUCCUGGCUCAAGGUCCUUUGCUAAUCUUGAUUCCUCUCUUCUCCCCAGUCAUAUCCUGUCUAUCUCUCCAGUUUACUAUCUAAUAAAUGCGGGAAAAGACAAAAAUAUUACUUUAAAAAAAGUGUGAUAAAGCAAGUGUACGCCAUUAUGUUUACUAUAAGGAGGGUUUAAAGCAUUUUUUUAGGUACCGGUUUGGUACUGUUGUUAAAUGUUGUCUUAUGUUUUCUGUAUGUUUUCUGAUACAGCUUUUUAUGUAUUUAAAUUACUGUGGUAUUCCUCUAGAAAACAUAUUCAAGUAUCAUCUGCAGAUUUAAAAAAAUCCAAAUAUUGAUGUUCAACACAAACUUCUUCAGUGAUACAUUUAAACACAGACGGGUUUACCUGAGUAGUGGUGUAGUAUAAUAUUUAAUAUUCAAGACAGUAUUAGUAUUGUGAAGCAUGGUGACUUAAAAGACAAAUAUGCCAACAAUGAAAUAAAGGUUUUGUCACAGAAAUCUGAGUGAGUUUAUGUACACAUAACAGUAAACUGUUGUGUUGGAAUUUUCCAUUGUGUCCAUUCCCAAGUUGAGCUCAGUCGACAGCAUUUGUGGCAUAAUGUUGAUUACCACAGAAAAUAAUUUUGACAUGUCUUGUGUCUAUUUAAAACAAAAACGGCGGUUACAGUGAUGCACUUACAAUAGAAGUAAAUGGGGCCUGUUCAAAAUCGUUAAAAUACACAAUGUUUUAUAGGUAUAGCCACAUGACAAACAUUAACCAUGCUAACAUGAUUUAAGUGUGAUAAAAUCUCAGUUCAAAAUAAUUUUUGAUUGAUAAAAUCGCUUACAGAGUUUACUGGUGUUGCGUUGUCAAGGCAACAAAGGUACAGAUGCGAUUUAAUCAAACUAAAAUUAUGUUAUGA